UUGUUGUGGAUAAGCAGACGAUUAUGACAGUGGGCAUUGCUCAGUGGUGACUGUGAAGCCCUGUGCAAAUCACAACACGUGUGAAGCCACGCAGGGGAGAAAUUACGCGCCGGUGCGCACUGCGCGUCAGCCAGCCCCAAGCAGAACAACUUCAAACUUUUAACAGCUAAAUAAAUACAGUUUUAGAAAUUAUAAGCCGAGUAGUAGUUCUGAUCAUUUAUCACAUGCACCGUCCAAGUUCGCGAAUAUAAGAUAUUUUGUAGGAUAUAGUCUGGACAUUAGGACGGAUCGUUUUUUGAAUAUUUCCGAUUAAGCAAAAACGAAAUGGACCCAAAGCUAAAUUGGUAGGAAAAAACCUUAGUGAGCUCCCGUUCAGAUCGAUAAAUAUAUAGCGUGUCAUGUCGGGUGAAAAUAAUCCAGCGGGGUCAGACUUUUGCCCUGAAAGUGAAGAAUGUCCUGCGGAGGAUUAUUUUGGUUUCGGAGAUGAUCUGGAGUUAAAUCAGUUCGAUGGAUUGCCCUUUUCCUCGCGUUACUACAAAUUACUAAAAGAGAGGAAGACUCUGCCAGUGUGGAAGGUCAGGCGCGAGUUUGAAGAUGCUCUGGUAAACAACCAACUGGUUAUUGUGUCCGGGACAGCGAAGACUGGGAGGGGUACACAGAUCCCUCAGUGGUGUGCAGAGUUUUGUCUGUCUGCCCAGUACCAGCACGGCAUGGUUGUGUGCACGCAGACCAACAGGCAGCAGGCUGUAGAUCUGGCCUUACGCGUGGCCGAUGAAAUGGACGUCAACAUAGGCCACGAGGUGGGCUACACCAUCCCUCUGGAGACCUGCUGCUCCCCCGACACCGUUCUGAGGUACUGCACCGACGACAUGCUGCUGAGAGAGAUGAUGUCGGACCCUUUUCUGGAGCACUACGGGGUCAUUAUCAUCGACCAGGCCCACGAGAGGACAGUUAGCACAGACAUACUGCUGGGUCUUCUCAAGGACAUCCUGCUGCAGAGGCCUGAGCUCAGAGUGGUGGUGCUCGCCAUCCCACCCGUGACCGAGAAGCUGCUGAGCCACUACGACAGCGUCCCGCUCAUCAGCUUGGAGGCCGCGUCGCCUGCCGAGGUAGUCCACAGCCACAGCGGCAACAAAGACUAUUUCUUCCCAGCACUGAGACUGGUGCUGGAGAUCCAUCGGACCAAAGAGGAUGGAGAUGUUGUUGUGUUUUUCGCCUCAGCUGAGGAGGUUAAUUGUGCCCACAGCAUCCUGCAGAGAGAAGGCACCAGGCUGGGAGCGGAGCUGGGACAGAUGGGGCCCGUGGUUCUGUGCCCGGGCCGGGGAGGUCUGCAGCCCGCCAUCACUGGGCAACCAGACUCCAAGAGGUCCAGGAGGGUUUUCCUCUCUACCACACAGGGGGAGGAUAUGUGGUGGGCCACGGAGUCCGUCCACUUUGUCAUUGACACAGGAGUCCAGAAAAAGAUGGUGUACAAUCCAAGAAUAAGAGCUAACUCGGAGGUACUUCAACCCAUCAGUCAAUAUCAGGCACACAUACGCAAGCAGCUGUCUGGACCUACAGGUAAAUGUUUCUGCCUAUAUCAAGAAGACAGCCAGCUUCCCGCAGAGAACUCCCCGCACAUCUUAGAGUCCAACAUUACACCGACAGUCCUGUUCCUAAAAAGGAUGGAGAUAGCCGGCCUUGGACAGUGUGAUUUCAUCGACAGACCAGAUCCGGAGGGUCUCAUGCAGGCGUUGGAGGAGCUGGAUUACCUCGCAGCUUUAGAUGACGAUGGCAACUUGUCUGAGAUCGGCAUCAUAAUGUCUGAAAUCCCUCUGGACCCUCAGAUGGCCAAAGCGCUGCUGGCAUCCUGCGAAUUCGACUGUGUGAGCGAGAUGUUAACGAUCGUAGCGAUGCUGUCAGCGUCAAGCUGCUUCCUGGAGCCACCUGCUGGCAUGAACCACGAGGCAGUCCAGUGUCACAGAAAGUUCCAGCACCCUGAAGGCGAUCACUUCACCCUCAUAAACAUUUACAAUGCCUUCAAACAAAGCCAGAGAGAACAAUACUUCACCGCUGAAAAGUGGUGCCAGGACUAUUUCCUGGAUCAUUCCUCCCUGAAGACAGCUGAGGCCAUUCGAUCAGAGUUGACUGACACUCUGAACAGGAUCGAGCUUCCCAUCUCUGAGCCCUGCUUUGGAACCAAAACCAACACCCACAACAUAAAACGAGCUCUGCUGGCCGGGUUCUUCAUGCAGAUCGCUCGAGACGUGGACGGAUCAGGGAACUACUUCAUUCUGACGCACAAGCACAUGGCCCAGGUGCACCCGCUCUCCGGCUACGGGGCUCAGUCACACAAGCUGGGGCUGCCGGAGUGGGUCGUUUUCCACGAGUACACCCUGUCAGAGAACAACUGCAUGAGAACUGUCUGUGAAAUUUCCCCUCAAGUGUACAUUCAAAUGGCACCCCUGUACUUCUUCUACAAUCUGCCCCCUAGUGAAAGCAAAGACAUACUGCAAGACAUGUUGGAACCAGACCGGUCCAGAAAACGUGAGGAACAAAAAGCCAUCACAGUCAGCGGCGAUGCCGGCAGUGGCUGCGCAGUGGUGCCCCAGACGUAUGACAGAUGUGUGAUUCAAUGAUCUGGGCUUCAAUGAUCUGGGCUGUAAUCUUGUCAAAUGUUUAUAGUGAAUGCAAACCACA
Cottoperca gobio is the source of this 2679-nucleotide messenger RNA. RefSeq names its product DEAH (Asp-Glu-Ala-His) box polypeptide 32a (gene dhx32a). The record is from RefSeq and is a predicted model, not a curated record. Gene Ontology annotation, molecular function: RNA binding; helicase activity. Gene Ontology annotation, cellular component: spliceosomal complex; intracellular anatomical structure. Bases 399 to 2618 code for a protein of 739 amino acids. The transcript is spliced from 11 exons. Lineage: Eukaryota; Metazoa; Chordata; Actinopteri; Perciformes; Bovichtidae.